Molecule: messenger RNA, 1902 nt
Organism: Blumeria graminis f. sp. triticale
Lineage: Eukaryota; Fungi; Ascomycota; Leotiomycetes; Helotiales; Erysiphaceae
Source: the annotation of a GenBank genome assembly
AUGGCAGGGUCAAGGCAAUCCGCGGAGGAAGAAAUGAGGGCAGAAGUAGACGUCUUGAACAGCAGGCUGGAAAAGACGCGAAUGUUGAACAAGAAACUGGCUGCUUCAAUUUCACGUUUGGAUGUCAACGGGAAAAGUGUACAAGAGGCUAUCGGUCCAAUUUACAGUGACACACAGAAGCUUCAAAUCUUUGGGAAAAACGUCGAUGAGCUAAUGAAUGCGAUCGAAAAAGUAAGACAACCCUCUGAUAUUAAGGGCAAUGAAGAGGAUAUUAUUCGCAAAGGCCCUGAGCAAGCAGGACUUCCAACAUUCCUCAACUCAGUAGAGCGAAUGAAUAGAGCAUUAGCAGAUCUGAAGAAAACGAAUUUGCGAUCAAAUUACCAAGCCAUAGCUGACUUCACGAGGCUACUCAGGAAUUCUCAACAACAGCUUGAGGGAUAUUUUCGAAAGAUGCUGUUGGAAGAUUCAAAUGCUAUUGAACCCUUGUUCUAUUUAACUAAAGAUAAGCCUUUUCCUGUUAUCUCACAAGAAAGAGCUGCUCGCCUUAAUCUGAUUAUUUCCUACUUAACAUCUGCCAGCAAAGUUUCCGAAAAUACAGGGCCGCCUACCUCGCAGCUUUAUUCUAGUGUUCGGGGUCCAUAUCUUAUACAAUGUUUGCAAAAUCUUGCUUCAGCUACCAUACAAACAUUACGGAAGAGGUCACCCGAUGAGAUUUAUAAGUAUGGAACUAAUGGCAUAAGUACAUACGCAAAGGGUAUAGAAAGUGCUUUUUUAGCAGAAUAUGAAAAUAUUUGUGCACUCUUCCCGCAAGACGAGUGGGGUAAAGCCUUCAAUGCCACAUGCCAGGGCUCAAUUACAGAACUUAUGAGGACCCUUCGAGACGUAAACAACCACAUUAAGGCAAACAUUACUACCGAUUGUUUUCUGGCCUACGAGGUGUUAGAAGUCAUUUCAGAUCUAUCUUCAAGCCUAGAAAAUAAAACCGGAGAGCUGAAACCAUCGUUUGCUGGCGCUGUGAACCCUAUCCGUGAAACCGCCAAGUCCUCACUUUCAGAAUUACUCGAAAAUACUCGACAAUCGACUGUAAAUUUGGGGAAUUUACCUCAGGACGGAGCCGCAGUAUUGAUCACUGUUGAUACGGUAAACCGCUUACAAACUAUGGCUGGCUUUCUCCGACCAAUCUCAAGUCUAAUGAUUUCGAUCGGAGAUAACGGCUGGAAGCUGAACUCAACACCUGCCGUCUCAGCAGAGAAAGUUCCUACAAUGGGUCUAUUUGAUGUAGGAGCAGAUGGAAAACAAAUUUUUGCUCAUUAUUGUAUUGAUACAAUCGAGACCCUUCUUGGCGCAUUAGAACUCAAAGCAAAAGCAAGCUACAAAAGUAAGGCUACCUUUGGAAUAUUUCUCGCCAAUAAUGCAGCUAUAAUUGAAAGGCUUUUCCAAACUUCAGAAUUACAAUCUCUUAUAUCCACAAGGAUGGCCGACGUGGAAAAAUGGCGGAAAAAUGGAGAGGCACUCUACCUACAAAGCUGGCGAGAGCCUGCUGCUCACCUUUUCGACAAAUCCUAUACCAAUCGUCUUUCAACCAGCAACCGUCCCAAUUCAGGCUCAGGCACACUUAACGACUCAGUAGUGAUUCUCAAAGCCCUCAGCAGUAAAGAGAAAGACGGGAUCAAGGAAAAAUUUAGACUCUUCAAUGCCAGUUUCGAUGAUUUAAUUGCUAAGUACAAGGCAAUGAGCAUGGAGAGAGAGCUUAGAGAAGGUUUGGCAAGGCAAAUACGUUCGAUGAUCGAACCACUUUAUGGAAGAUUUUGGGACCGAUAUCAUGAAAUCGACAAAGGGAAGGGGAAAUAUGUUCGUUAUGACAAGGCCAGCAUAUCUAAUAUUUUCUCAUCUCUCUCAUAG